Messenger RNA from Microthlaspi erraticum, 966 nucleotides. Lineage: Eukaryota; Viridiplantae; Streptophyta; Magnoliopsida; Brassicales; Brassicaceae. The record is from the annotation of a GenBank genome assembly.
AUGGAGUUAUUCACAAAAGGAAACGGCGUCAAGUUACGGAGCCACCUGGACAAGUUUUUGGUCGCCGACGAUGACCAAGAAACCAUCCGUCAAAGCCGUAAAGGAGAUUCACGGCGUGCCGUGUGGACCGUGGAGACCGUCGUCGAUAAACCGAAUCUGAUCAGACUAAGAAGCUGCCACGGCACGUACUUAACGGCGAGCAAUAAACCGUUACUGCUUGGUAUGACCGGUGAGAAGGUGACUCAAACGCCGUCGUCAAACAAACCGAUGGAUUGGCAAACCCAGUGGGAACCGGAGCGAGAUGGGUUUUCCGUGAAGCUGAAAUCUUGGUGCGGGAAAUGGAUGAGAGCUAACGGCGGAACGCCGCCGUGGAGAAACUCCGUUACUCACGACGAGCCUCACACGUUGAAGACCAAGAACUGGUUGAUUUGGGAUGUUAUCACUGUUGAUGGUUCUGAUCUUGAGAACAUGUCUGAUGGAGAUGAGAGCUCUGUUUCUUCUCCGGUCUCUUCACAUCUUUCCGGGUCGCCCGCUUCUGCCGGGUCUAUGAAAAGUUAUCAAAGGUAUUGUGGGAUGGUUGUGGGAAAUCAAUGUAGUUUAUGCAUCGUUCCUAAGAGAGCACAGUUCGACAGUUAUAUUGCAAAGAUGCCCGCUUUUAAUGCAGAAGGCAAGUACGAUCUAAUCGAGUUUGCAGUAGGCAUAGUAAAGAAAGAAUCGGUUAUAAACGGGAAAAGCAUAGUGGCUGGAGAUGUUCUUAUUGGCCUCCCUUCUAGCGGUAGUCUUUUACUGAAAGAUGAGCUUCCAGGCGGAUCAUAUACUCUUGGUGAAGCUUUAAUGGCACACACUGUCAUUUACGUGAACCAGGUAUUUGGCUUUAUCAGCAAAGCAGGUAACUCGAGAAGCAGCUCGGAGUACUUGGAGAAGAUGAGAAUGGAGAUUAUGUUGUGUAUCGCAUUGGAGAGAUAA